Molecule: messenger RNA, 8618 nt
Organism: Apis cerana (Asiatic honeybee)
Lineage: Eukaryota; Metazoa; Arthropoda; Insecta; Hymenoptera; Apidae
Gene: mAChR-B
Product: muscarinic acetylcholine receptor
Biological process (GO): adenylate cyclase-inhibiting G protein-coupled acetylcholine receptor signaling pathway; chemical synaptic transmission; G protein-coupled receptor signaling pathway, coupled to cyclic nucleotide second messenger
Cellular component (GO): dendrite; plasma membrane; synapse
Molecular function (GO): G protein-coupled serotonin receptor activity; G protein-coupled acetylcholine receptor activity
Source: RefSeq, a predicted model, not a curated record
AAUUCUCGCCGCGUGUCCGUCGAAUUCUCCCCCAUUCGUGGCAGAGUUUGAAAACGCGACGGAGCCGGAAGUCGCGCGCUUCCGUGCCAAUCCUUCCCUUCAAGCUCGAGAUCGAGCAAUGUCUUUCUAGAUAAAAACAAACAACAGAUACGUCGGAUCAUUUUACAUAAUUAUUAUUCGACGUAUAUUCCUUAUACAGCUCGAUCGUAUCCUGAUUAUUCCCUCGAGUAAUGUGGUGCGCGGGUGAAGAGGAAAGACAAGUGGAUAAUAAUUAGCGGAUUUCGAAGGAGUAUGUGGAUGCAAUUUCGUUAUUCGAUCGGUUGAUCACCGUAGCUGGUAAUGCCGUUUCACUGGGAGGAUUUAUUGCGAGGUUGAUUACGAGUGAAAGGAUAGAAAGUCGAGGAGAGAUUGAGGGGAAUAUAUGAAAUCUGUUGACGAUAAGGAGAAGUAUUCGGAGUAGUGGUGAAAUAUUAUUUAUUGAGGAUUAUUGGUUAUAUUGUUAAGGAAGAUUGUUCAGGGAUUUGGUAAUUAGUUAGAAGGAAUUGUCAGUGAAUAUUAAUAAAUGUGAACGGUUUGGUUCAAUUUAAAUUUAUGUUAUGAUUGCGUUGUUAAUCAGUUGGGAAAAUAUACUAGAUUUAGAUGAUAUUUGUGCAAUUGUUCGUUUAUCGUUAAGACUUUAAUUUUUACGAAUUAAGAAACGUUUCAUUGGAUUUCGGUCGCAUCGGAUUCAUUGGAAUGAUAUUAUCCGUGGAUUGUUAAGUUGCAACGUGACAACUCAAUACCGAUCCAGAACUUGGGAAGAUGAAACUAAGAACUCAGGCAGGCAUGACGAAGUGGAACACCGAGAAUUGAAGUUUUGGGGAUUUAUGUGGCCUACUUUGGCGCAGUCCUCCAGUCGAAGGAUAUACAAGAAUGCUCAAGAGGUGAUUGGUUAUUAAAGUGAAGGUGUCAGUGGUUUUGAAAGUUACUGCCACCGCAAUUUUUCGCCUAGUGAAAUGGAGAUAAAUGGGACAGACAGCAGCCUAAAUGGCACCGAAGCUAAUCGUACUACUUCUCCUGUCUUCAUUAUUAGCACGCGUUAUAUGACACAAUGGAAACGAGAGAGGCAACGGGAACGUCUUUGUCGCAUGUACAAUCAAGUUUUAACGGAAUGCUCCCAGCUUAAUGGAAGCUGGCCUGACCCGGAUGAUCCACGUUGGAGCAGUGGGGAAUAUGUAGAACUUCUGUCAGAAUGGUUUCCGUCAAAUAUUACCAACGGAACGAUAACGGGAAACGCAACAACCUUAUCAACCGCGGAACCUUUCACACCUGUUCUACCACCCUUCGAACUAUGGCAGACGAUACUGAUCGCUUUCUCCCUCGCAUUAUGUAUACUAUUAACUGUCGGCGGUAACAUUCUAGUCCUCCUGGCAUUUAUCGUAGAUAGGGCUAUAAGACAGCCGAGUAACUACUUCAUCGCCUCAUUAGCAGCCACCGAUAUGCUUAUUGGAACUGUAUCCAUGCCAUUCUACACGGUCUACAUUCUGAUGGGAUAUUGGAAUCUUGGACCUUUGCUCUGCGAUUUAUGGCUGUCCGUAGAUUACACGGUAUGCCUGGUAUCCCAGUACACGGUAUUAUUGAUCACAAUUGAUCGAUUUUGUUCGGUGAAAAUAGCAGCCCAAUAUCGCAGCUGGCGCACGAAAAAUCGCGUAAUCUGGAUGGUUACGAUCACCUGGAUUAUACCGGCCUUGCUCUUCUUCAUCAGUAUCUUCGGCUGGGAGCAUUUUAUCGGUUACAGGGACCUAGAUCCCGGCCAAUGCACCGUUCAAUUCCUCAAAGAUCCCGUUUUCAACACCGCUUUGAUAAUCGGUUACUAUUGGACCACGCUCGUUGUUCUUUUCAUCCUGUACGGCGGUAUAUAUAAGACUGCUUACGACAUGCAGAAAAAGAGCGAGGCCAAACAGAGGAAGAUGCAAUCGAUGGUUGCCCUCAGCGCGGGCGCGAUGUCCGGCAUGGCGGGUCGGGCGGCUGGUAUAGGAAUGUCGAAGACGCAAAGCACCCUUUUGAGCCAGGACAAACCAAAGCUAAGCGCGUCGGGUGACGAGGAGGGGGCUGGUGACGGUUCAGGGCAGAAGACUUCCUCAAAGACUUCAGGAACCACCGGCGUGACCGACUCGACGGAGAAACAAAUCGGUGGAAGCGUGGCCCCGACGGAGACGGAAAAAUCUGAACGGAGUAGUAGCCCAGCGUUCGAUUCGGACGAGGAGAGCACGAUGGGCCCUGCUGCUCAACAGCUCGCCAGCAUCAGGAAACGAUCCUCCUUAGCCGGUCUGGUCGUGCAGACCGGCGCCCUCCCAGUUUUCUCCACUAACGGCCACUUGAACGGAAUCGUUCUGGCCAAGACCGAUCUGAACGUGCAAGCAUCGAAGAAGCUCCUCCUCCCCGUGGCGGCCGGUUCGAUGUGCGACAUGGCCACGCAGAAAGCUCAAACGUUGCCGAAGAUACAAGAGUCGAGCCUCUUGGACACGGACAAUGUGCUGGAACCCGACAGGUCGAGCAGUCAAACGUUGACACCUGAACAGUCUCACUGCAACGGGGAUGCGACUCCUCAUCAACGACCGCUCACUUCCACCGAGACGUCACCACCCACUCACCCCGCUCGUUCGAUCAGCGGAAGCCAACAGAACAUCAUACCACCGCCUACGCAGUUUCAAAGCAGCCCCCAAGUGUCCGACAGCCCAUCCACGUCCUCGUCCACGGACAGACCCAAGUCGUUGGUCGUGUCGUCCCACGGGACAGCAGGUACUUUCGAUAUUCUGACAGGAUUGGACGGGGGAGAUUUGAGGUACAUGGACGAAAGUUCGGUCAUAUUGCCCAGCCCAUCUUACGAGAGUCCAUCGUCUUCCUUCUCCUACAGCCUGGCGAAUCCCCUUUCGAGCGCCCCCUCGUCGCCCAUCCUAGGGAAUAUCCCUACCUCGUCCAACACCAGCUUGCUGCAGGCAGCAUUGAUCAGAGCCACGGCCCAGCAAGUGAGCAAUCAGCAAUCGGCGGGGGGCGGACAGAGCAAGCAGAGCCAACCGAUAAUGUCGAACGCCUCCAGUCAAACGCAUCCUCCCCGCGUGUUCAUCACGCAAAAGUCGAACGUCGCUUCUCAGACAUCGCCGACGGUGAGCAAAGUGCACACGGAGGUGAGCGUGAAAGCGAAGGACGCGAAGCAGCAACCGGUGACAACGAUCGUCAGCACGCACUCGGUGGAAAAGAAGAACGGGACGAAUCAGUACUCUGAUCAAGAAGCGAGGAUUAAUCCUCCGCAGAAUUCGUCCUCCAGCGGUAGCAUGGUGCCCACGAUUUCUGGGACGACGGGAAACGAGCAAGACGCGAAGAAACAGUCGAAGAAGAGGGACACGCGGGGCAGCGAGGAAGGUGGCUCGAGGAAGGACUUCGUGAAGACGAUUGGGAAACGUUUGAAGACGAAAACGCAGAGGAGAGAUCCUUUGUUGAGCAGGCAAAAAUCACGGACCGAGAACAGGGCUCGGAAAGCUUUCAGGACGAUAUCUUUCAUUUUAGGCGCAUUCGUCGCUUGUUGGACACCGUAUCACAUUUUGGCGCUAGUGGAGGGUUUUUGUACGAACAAACCGUGCACCAACGAGCAUCUGUUUAUGUUCUCGUAUUUCUUGUGUUACACAAACAGCCCCAUCAACCCGUUUUGUUACGCAUUGGCCAACCAGCAAUUCAAGAAGACUUUUACGAGAAUAUUGAAAGGUGAUCUGCACAUGACGUAAAAGAAGAAGGGAUUCGAUGCCAGCAGAGGAAUAAAUAAAAAAGAAAAAAAGAAAUAAAUAUGCUUGGAAAUAAGGUGAAUAAGGCCUUCCGUAAUUAAAUACCGAAUUAAUAUUUAAACGCCAUUGCUUAAUGGUCAAAUUGGACAAUAACAUUAGUAGGAUGACUUGCGCUUUAAACGCAGGCACAAAAAAAAGUACCGUGUGCUUCGUGUAUAUAGUAAUAGGAUGCGUUGGUGUAGUUUUAGACUCGGAUGUACAUAAUGUAUAUGUAUGAAUAUUUGUUAAAUUCCGUGCAGGAAAGCAUUAAAAAAGCAAAAAAAGCAAAAUGUAGAGAAGAAACGUAACGUAUUUGUAGUAUUUAGAUAACUGUGCGUUAUUACAAUAAUAAUCGCUUUACGAUAAGUGCUUCGAUGAACGUGAAAACAUCAAGUUGAAAUAUUCUUUGAAGAAAGGAUAUUAGGUACACACGUAAGUCUAUUAGGUUUAAUUGAACGAUCGAAUCGUUCGUCGGAUAGAAAGAAAACAAGAGGAAUGAAUAAGAUUAGAAUAGAAAGACAUCGAUAAAAAAUCACUUCGCAUCGGAAUGAACAGUUUUUUCGAGACAAGAAUGAACAAAAAGCUUUAAUUAAUUUUCGCCAAUCGUACGUGGCCAUUACACCGUUGCACGAGCCUUUAAAAACGCGGAUUAUGGUUUCAUCUCUUCAACGAUAGACAAAUAUUUUUUACGAGCAACGAACCAGAUCGAGAUGCCUCGUUUCGAAGAAGUACCAAAGAGUCAAGGAUUUUAUUAUCCAUGUACACACUGCCUUGGGGUGGCCUACUGAUACACGGGCCUUCUUUCUCCGAAUUCAGUUACAUUUGGUGCUGUCCUCGUGAACGAGCGUCCAUGGAUUUCUAAUCGAUAAUGUUUGCUUUCAAACAUCACAUUGGAACACUUAUACCGAAAUCCAAUUCCGACGAAAGGAGUUUUUGAAUACUCGUCGAUAACACUGGUACAAUUCAUUUUAGAUUUUAUUCAACAUAGAAAUCAUGCGAGGAAAAAUUUUAGUCUUGGUAAAAAAAAAAAAAAAAAAACAAAAAAUAACAAUGCAAUAUAUCAUCAAGAGGAUACAAAAAAUAGUAAAAUAUUUUUAUUCGUAUGUUUCAGAAAUUAUAUAUAUGUAAUAUUUAUAUAUAAUAAAAUAUGAAAUACAAAGAAUUAUGAAAUAUCAGAAAAAAUUUAAAUUAGUAAAUAUUUGUAAAAACAUACCAUUCUCGAUCUCGAUGAUUUUUGAAUACUUGUCUAUCUGUUGUUUAUUAAAAAGUUAUUAAUUUAACUCUAUCUAACUCAAAUCCAAAAAAAUUGAAUAAAAAUUUAUUUGACAAUUUAAUGAUUUUUACUAAUUUUCUUAAUUCACUUUAAUUGUCAUAAUACAAUUCAGCAUGAUGACAGUAUAUUAAAAAAUCAGAUGGAGAUAUUUUUUUAUAAAUAAUUACCUAAAAAAUAAUGAAAUAUUCUUAUCAAUUGAUAUAACAUGCAAUAAAUAUAAUAAAAUAUAAUAGUUAAAAUCUAAAAUAAUUGUAUACCAGUGUUAUUAAUUCAUUCGUAAAAUAUUCGUGGUAAUAAGUGAUGUACGAGUUACAAUUAUACACGUUUGUAUAAAUGUUUCAUUCAUUCAUAGCUACAUGUUUUCAUUAAUCUUCCUUAGACGCAAAUAUUAAUUAUUUAUCAACAUUUAUUUCGUGAUAAAAUAGACUUUCGUGAAUUUCCAUAGAUUUUAUAAUGCAAUAGAUUAACAUUUUGACUGAGUAUGCUUUUUAUUAAAAAAAAAAACAUAUUUUUUAAAGAUACUGUCGAAACAUUUAAAUUUUAAUCUCACGAGACUAAUCCAAUAACGAUGUACAACUUUGAUACUAUUAAUCGAGCUUUUCCAAUACAAUCACUAAUUAAUAAAGAAAACAUUAUCCAAAUCCCUUUCCAAAAUGUCAUGUUUUGCGAGGGAUAUAUUUUUAAAUAACGACUAUACCGUACGACAAGAAUUUUACAUAAAACCACAGUUACCAUUCAUCAAUGGAAUUAUGAAUCUCUUACACGAAGAAAAUGAUUGAAAUACGACAAAAUCAAAUGUCAAGAUCAAUAUUUUUCGCUCUUCUUCGUAAAUACGUACGUUGUGAAGUUACUUUUAUAAAAUAGCUUUUAUGCAAUAUUGCAUAUUGAGUGAUAGAAAACUGGCAAUAUUUAUAUUUCCCAUGAUUUAAUCAUUUUCAAGAGUUUGUACCUUUUUUACAAAAAUACAAACACGCAAUUAUCUCGCACGGUAAUUUACGUAAACUACAAUUUGCUCGUAAAAAUAUAAUUUUCAUAUUGGUGAUGUUAACAAUUAUAAAUUACUAUGUAAAGAUGAAUCAUUCUAAAUGAUUCAGAAUGGUUAAAUGUAUUUAUCAAUCGUUAUUAUGAACCAUUAUACGUAAUUGGCAUGAACUCAAUUUCAUGUGAAACGAAAUUUAGAAACGCGAUUUUCUAAUUAUAUUACAUCCUGAUUAAAAAAAAAACAAAAUAAGAAAAAAUUAUAAAAAUUAUAAUUUAUAAAAUAUUACGUUAAUUCAUUUUUAAUUAUUGAUAUUUUGUCAACGUUUUUCGAAAUUCACUGCCAAUACCAAGUCAUCCUAUUUAUAUUUAUAUCAUAUCUAUAAUUAUUUAUUUCUUAUACACUAGUGAUUUUUUAUAAAUUUUAUUUAUAAUUAUUCCUGAUCUUCUUCACAAAUCUGUUAUAUAAUAACAUAUAACAUACAUAUGUUGUUUAAAGAAAAUUACAUUGCUUCAUGAAAAGAAAUAAAUCGAAAAAAGAGGAUGUUGAAUAUAAAUUAUUAGAAUUGUCCAAUCUAGAAUAUUAUAUAUAGUAUGACAUUAACAUAAAAAUGUGUAAAAUCAUUUUUCUCUUCCAAAUUAAAAAUUUCUGGAAAAAUAGUAAUAUAUUAUAUUAAAAGAUAUAUAUAUAAAUAGAAAUUUCAGGAUGAAAAAUGGAAGUGAAUAGCAUACAUUAAAAUGUCAAUUUUUUCAGAAACUCGAAAUAUAUGAUUAGCAUAUGAUACGUAUACAACAAAAGGAAUUAAAUAAUCAAUAAAUCGAAAAUCUAUCUUCCAAAAGAAGAAUGUGUAAUACCGUGCAAAAGUCUUGGAUGUUUGUAAUAUAAAUUAUUGAAAAAUAUAUUUAUACAUUAAUAUAAAUAUAUGUAUCAUGAAUGUAUGUUAUGAUGAAUUAUUUUAUAAAUUUUAUUAUAUAAAUUAUAUAUAAUUAUACUUAUAUCUCGUUUAUAUAUUCUAAUUAAUAUAAAUAAUUUAUUUCAUUUUAUUUUUUUGACAAUAACAUUCUAACCAAUUUUGUAUCAAUUGUCUAGUUUUUAUAUAAUAAUAAACUUUUCAAUACUUAUAAUAACAUUUUUAUUUUGCAAAAUUAAAAUUACUAAAUUGCAUUUGUUUAACUUUAAUAUAAUAAGUAAUAUAAUAAGUAAUAUAAUAAAGAAAAAGAAAAAAAAGAAAAGAAAACAUAAACAUACAUAACUCUUAAUUUUAUUGUUUUCUUGAUAAUUUGGUCAUUCGAAAUGACCUAACAUUUGAAAUUUCAUUUCAGAAUAACGUAGAAUUUCUAUUCAAAUUAUUAAAAUAGCUUGUUAUCAAUUGACAAACGAUCAUCACAUAUUCAAUGCAAAUAAUUAUAACUUUAAAGAUACUAAUCUUGAACUAAAAUUAAAAUUGCUAACAGUUAUUUCCACUUGUUUAAGCAUUAAUAUUUUUAAUACAUGUACAAAAUAUAUUAAUAUUAAAUACAAAAAGUAAUAAAAGAGUAUAAAAGGAUUAUAUUAUAAAUCAUUUAAGACUUUUGUACAAAACGGUAAUUACCUAAAAGUUCGAUGUUUGCAUAAUAGUUAAUAUACUCGCUUCCAAACAGCUGACGUCUCCAAUUCUAAGAACAAUUGUUGUGUUAAAAACAAAACACGCUAAAUAAAUAAUUGCUUAUAAGCUACAUCACAGUAGCAUAUACAUAAAAAAAAUAUAGCGUAUAAUAAUAGAACGGAUUAAUAGAAAUUAAGCGUAAUAGAGCUAGAAAGAAUUAAAGUUAAUGUUGAACGAAUAAGAAGAAAAUAAGCAUGAAGCCUAGAUGAUAACUAGACGUUUGCCGUGGAGAAAAUGAAUAUUCGCGCUCUCUGCAUUUCUUUCUGUGUGCCGAAGCUUUCAUCGCCAUAGUAUUCUUCGUUAACGCCUACCAAUGAAGCAGAGUCAUUAAGAACGAAAAAAAGGGUGGGGAAGGAGGAGGGAAACGUUAAUGAGCUAUAAGGCGUUGGGAAAAUGAGUCGAAAAAAAGAAAAAAAAAAAACUCCACGUUUAGUCUCAAUUAAAAGAGAUUGAAGAUCAAUUAAGACGUUCGUUUAUGAGCGUACAAGUGCUCGAUUCAUUACAAUGGCUCGCGAUAUCUCCUGAUGAAUUUCACUCUUUCUACCUCAAAACACAGUAUACAAAUAAAAAUACGAGAGUCAUGCUGCGGAUCGGUUUUUUGAUUCGCUAUUAAAAAUCAUAUUACUGAAUGAAAACUGAUAUUUUAUAAGAUAUUGUAUCUUUUGUCUUUUGCUUAGAUUAUAUACAUAUAUCAUUUAUUUUUUUUAUUUGAUAAUUUAACAUAAUACUUUAUUUUAUAUUAUGCAAAUUUUUUUAGAUUUUUUUAUAUUUUGCAAAAAUUUUAAAAUAAUAAAAUUUUUGCAAAAUUUUAAAAUAAUAAAAUUUUUGCAAAAUAAUAAAAUUGUUUUAAAUCAAUUGAAAAGAUGAUAUCUUUCCUUUUUCUUCUUUAAGAAAAUUAUGAUAAAUACUGUAACAAUUAAAAUG